Molecule: messenger RNA, 1647 nt
Organism: Drechmeria coniospora
Lineage: Eukaryota; Fungi; Ascomycota; Sordariomycetes; Hypocreales; Ophiocordycipitaceae
Product: bZIP transcription factor
Exons: 3
Coding region: 1-1647 (548 amino acids)
Biological process (GO): regulation of transcription by RNA polymerase II
Molecular function (GO): DNA-binding transcription factor activity, RNA polymerase II-specific; RNA polymerase II cis-regulatory region sequence-specific DNA binding
Source: RefSeq, a predicted model, not a curated record
AUGGGGGCUUCUCCCAAGCACUCCUCCGCCCGAGACACGGCCCCCGAAUCGAAAGCAAAUACCGUGGGCAAGCCUGAAGGCCCCUCGUCCAGCAUCGAAGCCACCAAACCGCUCGCGCCCCCGCCUCGACCGGGUCAGCAGCAGCAAUCGGCCCAGGGGAACAAUAAUACACCCGAAUUUUUCACGGCUCAAGCCGGCGGAUCCCUCAGUCUGGAACCCAACCCCUUCGAGCAGUCCUUCGGGGGCAGCGGCCCAGAGACUCCGGGGGGAACCAAGUUGCCUCCAGUCGCCUCCCUGACGUCGCCCUCGUCGCUCCUGCCCGGCAGCAACGCGACGCCCUUCAACUGGGGCGGUGGCUCCCUACGCACCGGACCCUUGAGCCCGGCCAUGCUGUCGGGGCCGGCGAACGAUUACUUUGGCGACACCCACCAGCUUCGAGGCGGCUUCCCGACACCCAACGAGUCCUCCCUGCGAUCGGGCCUCACCCCCGGCGGCAGUGGCUCCAUGUUCCCUGCGCCGAGUCCCAACACCCAAGCCAUCUUCGCCCAGCUUGCCAGCGGUGGUGCGACGCCGAGCACCAUCGACUUCCAUCGAACCGCGCUGAGUGCGGCCGCGAAGCGCGAACAGAUCAACGGUGGCCCGCAAUCGACACACCAGCAGCAGCAUCAGCCGUCCGUCACGUCCCAACCUCAAGACAUACCCACCAGCGCGCCCGCCGUCAAAUCCGAGCCGAAGCCUCCUUCGGGGCCCUUCGACCCCCACGACAACGACGCGGCCAACGGCCUGUUCAUGCUUGCUCAGGGUGCCCAGGGUCGCAGCAGCAGUCAGAACUCGAGCCAGUUUUCGGUCACGUCGGCCCCUGGUCACGCACAUCCCGCGCCCGCGCCCGCGCCCCCACCCGUAUCGGUACCCGCACCAGCUCCCGUUCCCGCUCCUGCGCCCGCGCCAGCUCCGCUGCCCUCGGCCGGCGCGGUGCAGAUGUCAGGUAGGAACCCGGGCUCCAUCGGCUCAGGCCGAGGCGAAAGCGAAGGGAGUGUCGUGUCGGACGGGGCCGACCAGGCCAAGCCCAACACGAGGGGAAAGGGUAAGAAGAAGCCCGGGGCGGCCAAUGGCGGUCGCAGGAAAGCGGAAGCGAUGCCUGCGAAGGCGCCGCCGAGGAAGAAAGCUAGAGGCAAUAGCGGUGCAUCGCAAGGCAGCGUUGACAUGUUGUCGGACGACGAUGACGAUGACGACGACGACGACGACGACGACAUGAAGCGGGACGAGAAUGGAAACAAGACCAAGAUGACGGACGAAGAGAAGCGCAAAAACUUCCUCGAGCGUAAUCGCGUCGCCGCUCUCAAGUGUCGUCAGCGUAAGAAGCAAUGGCUGGCGAAUCUGCAGGGCAAGGUAGAGCUGUACAGCAACGAAAAUGAGGCACUGACGACGCAAAUCACGCAGCUGAGGGAAGAAGUCGUCAAUCUGAAAACUCUCCUGCUCGCCCACAAGGACUGCCCCGUCACGCAGCAGCAGGGCAUCCACGGUGCCUUUAUGUCGCAGGUUGUCGAACCCUUCAAUGCCCAGAUGAACCCCUACGGCAUGGCGGGAACGAUGGCGAGCCAGCAGCAGGUCAUGGCCGGCCAGGGCGUUCAGCGACGUUUCUCCUAG